AUGGAGCAGCCAUCAUUGUGGAAUCCCACGUUUGUCACCAGUGUGACCGCCAUGUUCGAUAACGACCACAAAGGUUAUCUUCUGAUUAUGCAUGGCGGCGCAGGAACCAUGUCGAGAGAGGGUUCUACUCCAGAGCAACGCGUCAGAUACAAAAUGGGUAUUCGUGCUGCCCUCGAGGCCGGUUACGCGGUUCUGCGGUCUGGCGGCGAAGCAAUGGAUGCAACAGUCGCCACAGUCAGCGUAUUAGAGGACAACCCGCUUUUCAAUGCCGGCAAAGGAGCCGUAUUUAAUGUCGCUGGUAAGAACGAGUUGGAAACAUCACUCAUGCUCUCGAAACCCCCCGCCACUGGUGACACUGGCAUUCCGGUGUCAAGACGGGGGGUCGGGAUUACUCUGCUCUCGCACGUAAAAAACCCAAGUAAACUUGCUCGCGCUCUGUAUAUGGCACCGACUCUGCUGCCUCAUACUUUCAUCUCUGGGCCAACUGCAGAGUUGCUUGCUGAAUCGUUGGGCGAAGAGCUUGUGCCAUCCAGUUACUUUUUCACAAAACAACGCUGGAUUGAGCAUCGCCGGGGACUGGGCUUACCCGAUGACGACGAGAAAAUCGGCGAAGAAUUGCCCUUACUUGACCUGCAACCCACUGGGACGGUUGGUGCAGUGGCCCUAGACAUUCGAGGCUGCAUUGCAUCCUUGACCUCAACCGGCGGCAGGACUAACAAAUUGGUGGGGAGGAUCGGCGACACGCCUCACAUGGGGUCGGGCUUCUGGGCAGAGCAAUGGCCAAGUUCAACGGGAUGGGUCAACAGGCUGCUCGAUAGAAUACGGGGGACUUCGUCCGAGCAAGCCGUUGGAAUUUCCGGAACUGGUGAUGGCGAUUAUUUUAUCAGAUGCUCAACAGCAGUUACAAUCGCACACCGAGUCAGAUACCUGGGUGAAUCGCUCCAGAAAGCAGCAGACUAUGCUGUCAACGAACUCCGUGAAAAUGGCGGCAUUGGAGGUAUUAUUGCUCUGGACAACCAGAAAAAUGCCGUGUUCGCGCUAAACUGUCCUGGCAUGUACCGUGGAAUCAUCCGAGAGGAUGGAGUGCCUUUGACUGCUAUAUUUGAUGACGACAUUCUUGAAUAG
Molecule: messenger RNA, 1125 nt
Organism: Mycena indigotica
Lineage: Eukaryota; Fungi; Basidiomycota; Agaricomycetes; Agaricales; Mycenaceae
Exons: 4
Coding region: 1-1125 (374 amino acids)
Molecular function (GO): hydrolase activity
Source: RefSeq, a predicted model, not a curated record